Lolium rigidum is the source of this 2470-nucleotide messenger RNA. RefSeq lists its product as uncharacterized. Lineage: Eukaryota; Viridiplantae; Streptophyta; Magnoliopsida; Poales; Poaceae. The record is from RefSeq and is a predicted model, not a curated record. The coding region runs from base 60 to 2408 and encodes 782 amino acids. The transcript is spliced from 14 exons. Gene Ontology annotation, molecular function: glycosyltransferase activity.
CUUCCCGGUGCCCAUUUCCGUCAUGGCGAAAAAAGUGGUGCUCGUCCUGUAGUUUGACCAUGCUCACAAUCCGUUCGACGAAAUGGUCCUUGUCAUUCCUGGGCGUGGCCGGCGCCCUUGUGAUCCUGGCCACCGCCGUCCAUGUGUUCAUGGUGCCAAUCCUUCCUUCUUCCUUGGAUUUCUCCGGUGCUCGCCGUGGCAUCGACCGGCCGAGGAAUGUGCUGCCAGGCGUUGAGAUUGUGGACUCACGCCUCAGGGGUCAGUUCCCUGCUGAUUCUUAUGGAGCCGUGACGUUCCGUGGCGCGCCGUGGAAGGCCGAGAUUGGGAGAUGGCUCGCUGGUUGCCAUGCCGGCUCAUCGGCUGUCGAUGUUACUGAAGUUAUAGGCAUAAAGAGGUGCGAGAAAGACUGCAAUGGGCAUGGUGUGUGCAACUAUGACCUGGGGGAAUGCAGAUGCUUCCAUGGAUAUGCUGGGAAAGGAUGUGAGGAGGUUCUGAAGUUGGAGUGCAACCUCCCAAGUUCCACAGAAUGGCCUGUAGGACGAUGGAUAGUUUCCAUAUGUCCAGCUCAGUGUGACACAACGAGGACAAUGUGCUUUUGUGGACCAGGAACAAAAUACCCAGAUCGCCCUGUGGCAGAAGCUUGUGGCUUCAAAACAAUCUCUCCCGCAAAACCUGGUGACCCAAAGCUUACCAAUUGGAAAACACCUGAUCCAGAUGUAUUCACAACAAAUAGCAGUAAACUGGGAUGGUGUAAUGUGGACCCUGAGGAUGCAUAUUCUUCCAAAGUGAAUUUUAAACAAGAAUGUGAUUGCAAAUAUGACGGACUCUGGGGUCAGUUUUGUGAGACACAUGUUGAAUGCAGUUGUAUUAACCAGUGUUCCGGACAUGGACACUGCCGUGGUGGUUUCUGUCAGUGUGAAAGUGGAUAUUUUGGGAUUGAUUGCAGUGUCCCAUCGGCUUAUUCACUUGCAUAUGACUUGCCCUUAUGGCUCAGACCACCAGUGAAUUUGUCAGACCCAAAAAACUUAAGCCAUAUCCCCAUCAAUGUCAGUGCUGUUGUUCAGAAAAAAAGGCCACUUAUAUAUGUGUAUGAUUUGCCAGCUGAGUUUGACAGUCAUCUUCUUGAAGGACGGCAUUACAAGUUAGAGUGUGUGAACAGAAUAUAUGAUGAGAACAACAGAACUAUAUGGACGCGGCAACUGUAUGGUGCUCAGAUAGCACUCUACGAGAGCAUUCUUGCUAGCCCUCACCGCACACUGAAUGGGGAUGAAGCUGAUUAUUUCUAUGUGCCGGUUCUUGACUCAUGUCUAAUAACUAGAUCCGAUGAUGCCCCACACCUGCUGAUGCCGGAGGACCUGCGCCUGAGGAGUUACCAUACUCUGGAGUACUACAGAAUGGCUUAUGAUCACAUAGCACAGCGGUAUCCUUACUGGAACCGCACUUCUGGAAGAGACCAUAUUUGGUUCUUUUCAUGGGAUGAAGGUGCCUGCUAUGCUCCAAAAGAGAUCUGGAACAGCAUGAUGCUUGUCCACUGGGGGAAUACUAACACAAAGCAUGAAAAUUCUACGACUGCUUAUUGGGCUGAUAACUGGGAUGAUAUUCCUCUGGAUAGAAGAGGCGAUCAUCCAUGUUUCGAUCCGACAAAGGAUCUCGUGCUUCCAGCAUGGAAGGACCCUGACCCAGCAGCUAUCUGGCUAAAACUAUGGGCAAGGCCAAGGAGCAACCGUAGAACACUUUUUUAUUUCAAUGGUAAUCUAGGAUCAGCCUAUGAACAGGGCCGCCCUGAAGACACGUAUAGCAUGGGGAUUCGACAAAAGCUAGCAGCUGAAUUUGGUUCGACGCCAAACAAGCAGGGGAAGCUUGGAAGGCAACAUGUAGCAAAUGUAACAGUUACACACUUACGAUCUGAGAAGUAUUAUGAGGAACUGGCAAGCUCUAUUUUCUGUGGUGUAUUGCCAGGGGAUGGCUGGAGUGGGCGCAUGGAAGACAGCAUGCUUCAAGGAUGCAUUCCUGUCAUAAUACAGGAUGGAAUAUUUCUUCCCUACGAGAAUGUGCUUAACUACAACAGUUUUGCAGUCCGCAUACAAGAAGAUGACAUCCCAAACCUCAUUACAGUCCUCCGAGGAAUGAACGAAACACAUAUUGAGUUUAUGUUAGGAAAUGUUCGCCAGAUCUGGCAGAGGUUCUUUUACCGCGACACUAUGUUGCUAGAAGCACAGAGGCAGAAAAAAUUGUACACUGAAGAGGCGCCCUGGUCAGUUGAGGUUUCGAAAUUAGAAGAUAAUGAUGAUGUCUUUGCAACUUUUAUACAGGUAUUGCAUUAUAAAUUAUACAAUGACCCUUGGCGGCAAGGUCUCCUCCAAGAAAAGGAAACAGGGUUGCCAAACAUCUGCUCAAAGGCUUCCUGAAAUGCGCAGUUGCAACCUGUGAAGAAGAUAAGCAUAGGAGUAUUUCUUGAUGUAGUAGAAAG